Molecule: messenger RNA, 544 nt
Organism: Kockovaella imperatae
Lineage: Eukaryota; Fungi; Basidiomycota; Tremellomycetes; Tremellales; Cuniculitremaceae
Exons: 5
Coding region: 103-450 (115 amino acids)
Cellular component (GO): nucleolus
Source: RefSeq, a predicted model, not a curated record
AUUGAUCUCUCUCGGUAUCACCGAGCUUCGAGACUAUCUAGAGCCAGCCUUCAAGUCGGCAUUCACGACCACGACCACGCUUCUGCAGGGGGCUGGACCGAGAUGAGCGACUAUGCUCAUCGUCCCGGAGGCAAGUUGAAGCUGAAGGGCGAAGGCGAAAAGAAGAAGAAGAAGAAGUCUCAUUCCUCGAGUGAUAGAGCAAAGGUGGACGCUGAGAUCUCACAAAAGGAGAAGGAGAGAGAGAGGGAGACUCAGGAAGUUGAAGAGAGACCAACAGGUCGGAAGAUGACUGAUGCGGAGAGGCGUUUCGAGGAGAUCCAAAGGAAGAGGCGGGAGGAGAGAGCGUUGAAGAACGCCAAGAUGUCGCACAAGGACAGGGUGCAGGAGUUUAACCAGAGGUUGGACUCGUUGAGUGAGCACCAUGAUAUGCCAAGAAUUGGACCUGGAUAAGAUGCAAACCAGUGUCAUGAGCCCCUUAAUAUUUACCAUACGGGAUUGUACAGGUGUGUUGCAGUGUACCGGUAUGUAUGCAGUAGCAAAGAUG